AUGGACCUCACGCUUACACUUGGUGCACUCUAUGAUGGAGCGGUUGUAUCAACUGUUCUUUAUGGCCUUACCUGCGGGCAGACGUACAGAUACUUCAAGGCCUACCCUGAUGACAAGAUUACUCUGAGGAUCAUGGCCACGCUUUAUGGUUCUAUCUUAUUCGGAAAUGCGAUGGGCAUUCACCUUCGGAUACUACUCCCAUCUGGGUGUCAUAAUUCCUGCGGUACUCUUACAAUUGUACCGCACGGCUCGUGCUUAACAGACCUCCCUUUCAGCAGCUCUCCAUCUUCAUCGUCCAAUGUCGGACAGAGAAAACUCACAUUGCUCCUCUGGCGGGCAUUGGUCAUUCUGUACAUCGGUGCCUGUUCUACCCUCCUAACGGAUAUUGGUAUAACUUUCAGUAUGUGCUCGCUUCUCUACCAAGUGCGGAGAUCAUCGCUCGAAACAUCAAGAUCCGUGCUCGAUACUCUAUUUAACUAUGCAAUGACCACGGGGCUGCUGGUGACAAUUUUCACGGCAGUCUUGAUGAUCGUAUCUAGUGCCCUCCCGAAUACUUUGCUAUUUGACGGACUAUACCUUUCGGCCGGAAAACUAUAUAUCAAUUCCAUGCUAGCUGCGUGGGUCUAUUGA
This is a messenger RNA of Gloeophyllum trabeum ATCC 11539, 630 nucleotides long. RefSeq lists its product as uncharacterized. The transcript is spliced from 11 exons. NCBI's taxonomy places the organism in Eukaryota, Fungi, Basidiomycota, Agaricomycetes, Gloeophyllales, Gloeophyllaceae. The coding region runs from base 1 to 630 and encodes 209 amino acids. The record is from RefSeq and is a predicted model, not a curated record.